AUGGGCCUGAGGUUUAAAGGACAGGCACAGGGAGGCAAGGAUAAGGGGCAGAGAGAGAGAAUGAAGCAACAAGGUGCAGGCUUGAGCUCCUCACUCCCCUCCGCUCCUCUGUCCGCCCUCCUCUGUCCCUCUCCUGUCUGUGGGUGGGUGGGACAGGCACAGGGAGGCAAGGAUAAGGGGCAGAGAGAGAGAAUGAAGCAACAAGGUGCAGGCUUGAGCUCCUCACUCCCCUCCGCUCCUCUGUCCGCCCUCCUUUGUCCCUCUCCUGUCUGUGGGUGGGUGGGACAGGCACAGGGAGGCAAGGAUAAGGGGCAGAGAGAGAGAAUGAAGCAACAAGGUGCAGGCUUGAGCUCCUCACUCCCCUCCGCUCCUCUGUCCGCCCUCCUCUGUCCCUCUCCUGUCUGUGGGUGGGUGGGACAGGCACAGGGAGGCAAGGAUAAGGGGCAGAGAGAGAGAAUGAAGCAACAAGGUGCAGGCUUGAGCUCCUCACUCCCCUCCGCUCCUCUGUCCGCCCUCCUCUGUCCCUCUCCUGUCUGUGGGUGGGUGGGACAGGCACAGGGAGGCAAGGAUAAGGGGCAGAGAGAGAGAAUGAAGCAACAAGGUGCAGGCUUGAGCUCCUCACUCCCCUCCGCUCCUCUGUCCGCCCUCCUCUGUCCCUCUCCUGUCUGUGGGUGGGUGGGACAGGCACAGGGAGGCAAGGAUAAGGGGCAGAGAGAGAGAAUGAAGCAACAAGGUGCAGGCUUGAGCUCCUCACUCCCCUCCGCUCCUCUGUCCGCCCUCCUCUGUCCCUCUCCUGUCUGUGGGUGGGUGGGACAGGCACAGGGAGGCAAGGAUAAGGGGCAGAGAGAGAGAAUGAAGCAACAAGGUGCAGGCUUGAGCUCCUCACUCCCCUCCGCUCCUCUGUCCGCCCUCCUCUGUCCCUCUCCUGUCUGUGGGUGGGUGGGACAGGCACAGGGAGGCAAGGAUAAGGGGCAGAGAGAGAGAAUGAAGCAACAAGGUGCAGGCUUGAGCUCCUCACUCCCCUCCGCUCCUCUGUCCGCCCUCCUCUGUCCCUCUCCUGUCUGUGGGUGGGAGGGACAGGCACAGGGAGGCAAGGAUAAGGGGCAGAGAGAGAGAAUGAAGCAACAAGGUGCAGGCUUGAGCUCCUCACUCCCCUCCGCUCCUCUGUCCGCCCUCCUCUGUCCCUCUCCUGUGUGUGGGUGGGAGGGACAGGCACAGGGAGGCAAGGAUAAGGGGCAGAGAGAGAGAAUGAAGCAACAAGGUGCAGGCUUGAGCUCCUCACUCCCCUCCGCUCCUCUGUCCGCCCUCCUUUGUCCCUCUCCUGUGUGUGGGUGGGAGGGACAGGCACAGGGAGGCAAGGAUAAGGGGCAGAGAGAGAGAAUGAAGCAACAAGGUGCAGGCUUGAGCUCCUCACUCCCCUCCGCUCCUCUGUCCGCCCUCCUCUGUCCCUCUCCUGUGUGUGGGUGGGAGGGACAGGCACAGGGAGGCAAGGAUAAGGGGCAGAGAGAGAGAAUGAAGCAACAAGGUGCAGGCUUGAGCUCCUCACUCCCCUCCGCUCCUCUGUCCGCCCUCCUCUGUCCCUCUCCUGUCUGUGGGUGGGUGGGACAGGCACAGGGAGGCAAGGAUAAGGGGCAGAGAGAGAGAAUGAAGCAACAAGGUGCAGGCUUGAGCUCCUCACUCCCCUCCGCUCCUCUGUCCGCCCUCCUCUGUCCCUCUCCUGUGUGUGGGUGGGAGGGACAGGCACAGGGAGGCAAGGAUAAGGGGCAGAGAGAGAGAAUGAAGCAACAAGGUGCAGGCUUGAGCUCCUCACUCCCCUCCGCUCCUCUGUCCGCCCUCCUCUGUCCCUCUCCUGUCUGUGGGUGGGUGGGACAGGCACAGGGAGGCAAGGAUAAGGGGCAGAGAGAGAGAAUGAAGCAACAAGGUGCAGGCUUGAGCUCCUCACUCCCCUCCGCUCCUCUGUCCGCCCUCCUCUGUCCCUCUCCUGUCUGUGGGUGGGUGGGACAGGCACAGGGAGGCAAGGAUAAGGGGCAGAGAGAGAGAAUGAAGCAACAAGGUGCAGGCUUGAGCUCCUCACUCCCCUCCGCUCCUCUGUCCGCCCUCCUCUGUCCCUCUCCUGUCUGUGGGUGGGUGGGACAGGCACAGGGAGGCAAGGAUAAGGGGCAGAGAGAGAGAAUGAAGCAACAAGGUGCAGGCUUGAGCUCCUCACUCCCCUCCGCUCCUCUGUCCGCCCUCCUCUGUCCCUCUCCUGUCUGUGGGUGGGAGGGACAGGCACAGGGAGGCAAGGAUAAGGGGCAGAGAGAGAGAAUGAAGCAACAAGGUGCAGGCUUGAGCUCCUCACUCCCCUCCGCUCCUCUGUCCGCCCUCCUCUGUCCCUCUCCUGUGUGUGGGUGGGAGGGACAGGCACAGGGAGGCAAGGAUAAGGGGCAGAGAGAGAGAAUGAAGCAACAAGGUGCAGGCUUGAGCUCCUCACUCCCCUCCGCUCCUCUGUCCGCCCUCCUUUGUCCCUCUCCUGUGUGUGGGUGGGAGGGACAGGCACAGGGAGGCAAGGAUAAGGGGCAGAGAGAGAGAAUGAAGCAACAAGGUGCAGGCUUGAGCUCCUCACUCCCCUCCGCUCCUCUGUCCGCCCUCCUCUGUCCCUCUCCUGUGUGUGGGUGGGAGGGACAGGCACAGGGAGGCAAGGAUAAGGGGCAGAGAGAGAGAAUGAAGCAACAAGGUGCAGGCUUGAGCUCCUCACUCCCCUCCGCUCCUCUGUCCGCCCUCCUCUGUCCCUCUCCUGUCUGUGGGUGGGUGGGACAGGCACAGGGAGGCAAGGAUAAGGGGCAGAGAGAGAGAAUGAAGCAACAAGGUGCAGGCUUGAGCUCCUCACUCCCCUCCGCUCCUCUGUCCGCCCUCCUCUGUCCCUCUCCUGUCUGUGGGUGGGUGGGACAGGCACAGGGAGGCAAGGAUAAGGGGCAGAGAGAGAGAAUGAAGCAACAAGGUGCAGGCUUGAGCUCCUCACUCCCCUCCGCUCCUCUGUCCGCCCUCCUCUGUCCCUCUCCUGUCUGUGGGUGGGAGGGACAGGCACAGGGAGGCAAGGAUAAGGGGCAGAGAGAGAGAAUGAAGCAACAAGGUGCAGGCUUGAGCUCCUCACUCCCCUCCGCUCCUCUGUCCGCCCUCCUCUGUCCCUCUCCUGUGUGUGGGUGGGAGGGACAGGCACAGGGAGGCAAGGAUAAGGGGCAGAGAGAGAGAAUGAAGCAACAAGGUGCAGGCUUGAGCUCCUCACUCCCCUCCGCUCCUCUGUCCGCCCUCCUUUGUCCCUCUCCUGUGUGUGGGUGGGAGGGACAGGCACAGGGAGGCAAGGAUAAGGGGCAGAGAGAGAGAAUGAAGCAACAAGGUGCAGGCUUGAGCUCCUCACUCCCCUCCGCUCCUCUGUCCGCCCUCCUCUGUCCCUCUCCUGUGUGUGGGUGGGAGGGACAGGCACAGGGAGGCAAGGAUAAGGGGCAGAGAGAGAGAAUGAAGCAACAAGGUGCAGGCUUGAGCUCCUCACUCCCCUCCGCUCCUCUGUCCGCCCUCCUCUGUCCCUCUCCUGUCUGUGGGUGGGUGGGACAGGCACAGGGAGGCAAGGAUAAGGGGCAGAGAGAGAGAAUGAAGCAACAAGGUGCAGGCUUGAGCUCCUCACUCCCCUCCGCUCCUCUGUCCGCCCUCCUCUGUCCCUCUCCUGUGUGUGGGUGGGAGGGACAGGCACAGGGAGGCAAGGAUAAGGGGCAGAGAGAGAGAAUGAAGCAACAAGGUGCAGGCUUGAGCUCCUCACUCCCCUCCGCUCCUCUGUCCGCCCUCCUCUGUCCCUCUCCUGUCUGUGGGUGGGUGGGACAGGCACAGGGAGGCAAGGAUAAGGGGCAGAGAGAGAGAAUGAAGCAACAAGGUGCAGGCUUGAGCUCCUCACUCCCCUCCGCUCCUCUGUCCGCCCUCCUCUGUCCCUCUCCUGUGUGUGGGUGGGAGGGACAGGCACAGGGAGGCAAGGAUAAGGGGCAGAGAGAGAGAAUGAAGCAACAAGGUGCAGGCUUGAGCUCCUCACUCCCCUCCGCUCCUCUGUCCGCCCUCCUUUGUCCCUCUCCUGUGUGUGGGUGGGAGGGACAGGCACAGGGAGGCAAGGAUAAGGGGCAGAGAGAGAGAAUGAAGCAACAAGGUGCAGGCUUGAGCUCCUCACUCCCCUCCGCUCCUCUGUCCGCCCUCCUCUGUCCCUCUCCUGUCUGUGGGUGGGUGGGACAGGCACAGGGAGGCAAGGAUAAGGGGCAGAGAGAGAGAAUGAAGCAACAAGGUGCAGGCUUGAGCUCCUCACUCCCCUCCGCUCCUCUGUCCGCCCUCCUUUGUCCCUCUCCUGUGUGUGGGUGGGAGGGACAGGCACAGGGAGGCAAGGAUAAGGGGCAGAGAGAGAGAAUGAAGCAACAAGGUGCAGGCUUGAGCUCCUCACUCCCCUCCGCUCCUCUGUCCGCCCUCCUCUGUCCCUCUCCUGUGUGUGGGUGGGAGGGACAGGCACAGGGAGGCAAGGAUAAGGGGCAGAGAGAGAGAAUGAAGCAACAAGGUGCAGGCUUGAGCUCCUCACUCCCCUCCGCUCCUCUGUCCGCCCUCCUUUGUCCCUCUCCUGUGUGUGGGUGGGAGGGACAGGCACAGGGAGGCAAGGAUAAGGGGCAGAGAGAGAGAAUGAAGCAACAAGGUGCAGGCUUGAGCUCCUCACUCCCCUCCGCUCCUCUGUCCGCCCUCCUCUGUCCCUCUCCUGUCUGUGGGUGGGUGGGACAGGCACAGGGAGGCAAGGAUAAGGGGCAGAGAGAGAGAAUGAAGCAACAAGGUGCAGGCUUGAGCUCCUCACUCCCCUCCGCUCCUCUGUCCGCCCUCCUUUGUCCCUCUCCUGUGUGUGGGUGGGAGGGACAGGCACAGGGAGGCAAGGAUAAGGGGCAGAGAGAGAGAAUGAAGCAACAAGGUGCAGGCUUGAGCUCCUCACUCCCCUCCGCUCCUCUGUCCGCCCUCCUCUGUCCCUCUCCUGUCUGUGGGUGGGUGGGACAGGCACAGGGAGGCAAGGAUAAGGGGCAGAGAGAGAGAAUGAAGCAACAAGGUGCAGGCUUGAGCUCCUCACUCCCCUCCGCUCCUCUGUCCGCCCUCCUUUGUCCCUCUCCUGUGUGUGGGUGGGAGGGACAGGCACAGGGAGGCAAGGAUAAGGGGCAGAGAGAGAGAAUGAAGCAACAAGGUGCAGGCUUGAGCUCCUCACUCCCCUCCGCUCCUCUGUCCGCCCUCCUCUGUCCCUCUCCUGUCUGUGGGUGGGUGGGACAGGCACAGGGAGGCAAGGAUAAGGGGCAGAGAGAGAGAAUGAAGCAACAAGGUGCAGGCUUGAGCUCCUCACUCCCCUCCGCUCCUCUGUCCGCCCUCCUUUGUCCCUCUCCUGUGUGUGGGUGGGAGGGACAGGCACAGGGAGGCAAGGAUAAGGGGCAGAGAGAGAGAAUGAAGCAACAAGGUGCAGGCUUGAGCUCCUCACUCCCCUCCGCUCCACUGUCCGCCCUCCUCUGUCCCUCUCCUGUCUGUGGGUGGGUGGGACAGGCACAGGGAGGCAAGGAUAAGGGGCAGAGAGAGAGAAUGAAGCAACAAGGUGCAGGCUUGAGCUCCUCACUCCCCUCCGCUCCUCUGUCCGCCCUCCUUUGUCCCUCUCCUGUGUGUGGGUGGGAGGGACAGGCACAGGGAGGCAAGGAUAAGGGGCAGAGAGAGAGAAUGAAGCAACAAGGUGCAGGCUUGAGCUCCUCACUCCCCUCCGCUCCUCUGUCCCUCUCCUGUCUGUGGGUGGGUGGGACAGGCACAGGGAGGCAAGGAUAA
Molecule: messenger RNA, 5838 nt
Organism: Closterium sp. Naga37s-1
Lineage: Eukaryota; Viridiplantae; Streptophyta; Zygnematophyceae; Desmidiales; Closteriaceae
Source: the annotation of a GenBank genome assembly